This is a messenger RNA of Durio zibethinus, 3637 nucleotides long. It is a transcript of the gene TWN2, whose product is annotated as valyl-tRNA synthetase / valine-tRNA ligase (VALRS). The record is from RefSeq and is a predicted model, not a curated record. Gene Ontology annotation, cellular component: cytosol. Gene Ontology annotation, molecular function: valine-tRNA ligase activity; aminoacyl-tRNA deacylase activity; ATP binding. Gene Ontology annotation, biological process: valyl-tRNA aminoacylation. Lineage: Eukaryota; Viridiplantae; Streptophyta; Magnoliopsida; Malvales; Malvaceae.
CUAAUUGCAGAAAUUAUUUUUCAAAAAAACUAACUGAGCCUAAAAUUACAAGCAAUCUUAGUUUGGGUAAAGACGUAAAGAAAACGCUAAAUUUAUUCUGUUGUUUUACGGUGAGUCGAAGCGCAUAAAAGAAACCCUCAGAAAUAAAUACAUACCCAUAGCCGGUGGCGCCGUUCUGUCUGGCAUCAACCUCAACCAUGUCUCAGCAACCGGAUAUGAAGCCUUUGACUGAAGAAGAGCUUGAACGAAAGAAGAAGAAGGAAGAAAAGGCGAGGGAGAAGGAGCUGAAGAAACUCAAGGCUUUAGAAAAAGCAGAGUUAGCCAAACUUAAGGCACAACAAGGUUCCAAUGUUCCCAAAAAGAGUGCAAAGAAGAAUGCCAAGCGGGAUGCGGAUGACGAGAAUCCGGAAGAUUUUGUGGAUCCAGAGACUCCUUUGGGUGAGAAGAAAAGACUCGCUAGUCAAAUGGCCAAACAGUAUAGUCCAGCUGCUGUGGAGAAGUCAUGGUAUGCUUGGUGGGAGAAAUCAGGGUUUUUUCUUGCUGAUGCAAGCAGCUCAAAACCACCUUUUGUUAUUGUUCUUCCUCCGCCCAAUGUGACUGGGGCCCUGCACAUUGGCCAUGCCCUAACUAGUGCCAUACAGGACACUAUCAUUCGUUGGAGAAGAAUGUCUGGAUAUAAUGCAUUGUGGGUACCUGGCAUGGAUCAUGCUGGGAUAGCUACACAGGUGGUUGUAGAGAAAAAGCUAAUGCGUGAAAGACACUUAACAAGGCAUGAUGUUGGUCGUGAAGAGUUUGUAAAUGAAGUUUGGAAGUGGAAGACUCAGUAUGGUGGUGCCAUUCUGGCACAACAAAGGCGGAUGGGUGCCUCCCUUGAUUGGUCCCGUGAGUGCUUUACAAUGGACGAGAAGAGGUCAAAUGCUGUGACAGAGGCUUUCUGUAGGCUUUAUGAGGAGGAUCUUAUUUAUAGGGAUCUACGGCUAGUCAAUUGGGACUGUGUCUUACGAACUGCUAUCUCUGAUAUUGAGGUAGAUUAUACAGACAUCAAAGAAAGAACUUUGUUAAAGGUCCCUGGUUACCAAAAACCAGUGGAGUUUGGAGUAUUGACAUCAUUUGCUUACCCCUUGGAGGGAGAACUGGGUGAAAUCGUUGUUGCCACUACAAGGGUGGAAACAAUGCUUGGUGAUACAGCUAUAGCUAUUCAUCCGGAAGACAAGAGGUACAGUCAUCUGCAUGGGAAAUUUGCGAUUCAUCCUUUCAAUGGAAGAAAACUCCCAAUAAUCUGUGAUGCAUUGCUGGUUGAUCCAAGUUUUGGAACUGGUGCAGUUAAGAUAACUCCAGCUCAUGAUCCAAAUGAUUUUGAGGUGGGCAAGCGCCAUAAUCUUGAAUUUAUUAACAUUUUCACUGAUGAUGGGACAAUAAAUAGCAAUGGUGGAGCAGAAUUUGCUGGAAUGCCAAGGUUUAAGGCUCGUGAGGCUGUGAUUGAUGCAUUGCGGAAGAAGAACUUGUAUAGAGGAGCUCAAAAUAAUGAGAUGCGCCUUGGCCUUUGUUCAAGAAGCAAUGAUGUUGUGGAGCCAAUGAUAAAGCCCCAGUGGUAUGUUAACUGCAGUAGCAUGGCCAAGCAGGCUCUUGAUGCAGCCAUGGAUGAUCAAAACAGGAAGCUUGAGUUCAUUCCAAAGCAGUAUACUGCUGAAUGGAAAAGAUGGCUUGAGAACAUACGUGAUUGGUGUAUUUCAAGGCAGCUUUGGUGGGGUCACCGUAUUCCUGCAUGGUAUGUUACAUUGGAAGAUGAUGAAAUGAAGGAACUUGGUGCUUAUAAUGAUCACUGGAUAGUUGCCAGAGAUGAGGAACAGGCUCUAGCAGAAGCUAAGAAGAAAUUUUCUGGAAAGAAGUUUGAGAUGUCUCAAGAUCCUGAUGUACUUGACACUUGGUUUUCUUCUGGUGUUUUUCCUUUAUCUGUGUUGGGAUGGCCUGAUGAUACAGAUGAUUUAAAAGCAUUUUAUCCAACAUCAGUCCUUGAAACUGGACAUGACAUUCUCUUUUUCUGGGUUGCUCGAAUGGUUAUGUUGGGAAUUAAGAUGGGAGGUGAUGUACCAUUCAGAAAGGUUUACUUGCAUCCCAUGAUCCGAGAUGCUCACGGGCGUAAGAUGUCAAAGUCUUUGGGAAAUGUAAUUGAUCCUCUUGAAGUGAUAAAUGGGAUAUCACUUGAAGGUCUCCAGAAGAGGCUGGAUGAGGGUAACUUGGAUCCUAAUGAGCUGGCCACUGCCAAAUUAGGGCAGAUGAAAGAUUUUCCCAAUGGUAUUGCUGAAUGUGGUGCAGAUGCUCUCCGGUUUGCUCUUGUUUCCUACACUGCUCAGUCAGAUAAAAUAAAUUUGGAUAUCCAAAGAGUGGUUGGCUAUCGUCAAUGGUGUAAUAAAUUGUGGAAUGCUGUUCGUUUUGCUAUGAGUAAACUUCCAGAUGACUAUGCUCCUCCAUCAACCAUAAAUCCGGGGACAAUGCCUUUCAGUUGUCAGUGGAUACUCUCAGUGUUGAACAAGGCUAUAUCAAAGACUGUAUUGUCAUUAAAUGCAUACGAAUUUUCAGAUGCUGCGACCAGUGUGUAUUCUUGGUGGCAGUAUCAAUUCUGUGACAUUUUCAUUGAAGCAAUCAAGCCUUACUUCGCUGGUGAUAAUCUGGCCUUUUCCUCUGAAAGGAAAUUUGCUCAAGAUGCUCUUUGGGUUUGUUUGGAAAAUGGCCUACGUUUACUUCAUCCAUUUAUGCCAUUUGUUACUGAAGAACUAUGGCAACGCCUUCCAGGAGUAAAGAGCCACACAAGGAAAGAAUCUAUAAUGAUAUGCGAAUACCCAUCACCAAUAGAGAGCUGGACGAAUGAAAGGGUGGAAUAUGAAAUGGACAUUGUAGAGUCCACUGUAAGGUCUUUGAGGUCACUUAGAGCAGAGCUGCUUGCUAAGCAAAAGAAUGAAAGAUUACCUGGCUUCAUAUUCUGUCAAAAUGAUGAAGUGGCAGAAAUCAUCAGAUCUUGUGAAUUGGAGAUCUUAACCCUUGCCUCUUUAUCAUCUCUAAAGGUUCUACUGAGUGAUGUAGAUGAUGCUCCAGCUGGAUGUGCAUUCGAGAAUGUUAAUGAAAACCUUAAAGUUUAUCUUAAGGUUCAUGGUACUCUAAAUGCAGAAGCAGAGCUCGAAAAGAUCAAGAAUAAAAUAGAUGAAAUACUGAAGCAGCAAGAGAAGUUGAAGAAGAUUAUGAAUGCGUCCGGGUAUCAAGAAAAAGUUCCAUCUUAUAUCCAAGAAGAGAAUGCCACAAAGCUGGCAAAACUUAUCCAGGAAUUUGAAUUUUUCAAAAAAGAAAGUGAUCGUAUAGAAUCCGAAGUGCAGCAGCAACAGCAGUAAGGAUUAACCUUUUAAGUUUCUCUGGUGAACGAUAAUUCAAUGGCAUACAUUGUUUUUCUUCAUAACGAUUGUUACUUUCUGAACUUAACCAAUUCAGUGUCUGUUUUAUCUUGAUGAUUGCCAUGUUUGUUAUGCAAGAGUUUCAAUUAUAUUUACUUGUGUUUAUGUCCUUAUUUUUACUUUCCUACCGCUUAGUUUCAGUUUUCCUCUACCUUUUUCAACACCGUCAGUGUUAGCUUUGAUUCUAGCUUUAA